GUUGAUUCCCCAGUCAAGAGGAGCAUGAUGACAGAGGCGUUAUGUCGCAGUGGCUUCAUAUCUGAGAAGAAACGGUGGUCGCUGCGAACCUUGACGUGGGAGGACGCCAGAGUACCCGGAGGGAAAACCACGCCAUCACGGGGAGGACAUGCAAACUCCACAGAGAGAUCCCGAGCCUGGAAUCGAACCCAGGACCUUCGUAUUAUGGAGCUACCACACCCUCAUUGGGUUUCCAUCCACUUAGCAUUGGAAUGCAUUUUUAAAAACUCAAGACGUCGUCGGGUUACAUUGUGGACGUCUGCAACAACAAUGUAUUAAAAGUUCUUCCCCCACCUGGAGAGAUGAUGGGCGGAGCCUCGGGUGUAUGGUAAAUGAUUCAACACCAGAGCUGCUGAGAUUGACAGCAAGAAAGAUUGAGAAGGAGAAAGGACGAGCGAGGGACAGAGGGAGGUAUAAAAGUCUGAAGAAGAGGCAUGUUGGCGGGGAAGGUGUCAUGGUUGCACAUGUGAAGAAGGUCUGAGUUCUUGCAAACUUUUCCCGAAAAUCUGACCCAAGCGACGCGGCCUCUAUGAGGUGGCCCGCCCCCCCCGUCUCUUGAUCUCACAAACAAGUUACAGUGAUGGAGGAGCUCCGGCAGCAGCUGGAGAAGCAAUGUCUCAUCAACCAGGAGCUGCAGAGGCAGAAUAAAGACUUGGAGCAACGUCUGCAGGAGAAAGAGAAACUUCUCCAGGAGCUCCACAGUCAAUAUCACAAUCUGGAGUUUCCGCCUCAGCGGGACAACGACGUCGAACCGGAGGUCAGGAAGAGUCGCGCUGCUGUCAUCGCACCAGAACCCCUCCCAGAGACGGUGGACAUCAGGAAGUCCCGGGUGAAGAAAACUUCCAGCGAGACGGGUUUGAUCGUCAAAGCCAUCCAGAAGAACGACUUCCUGAGCCGCCUGGAUGACGAGCAAAUAGCCAUGAUGGUGGAUCUCCUGGAGACCAUUAACAUCAGCCGUGGCGGCGAAGUCAUCAAAGAAGGCUCUGAAGGGGACAGGAUGUACAUAGUAGCAGCUGGCAAGCUGAUUGUCACCCAUUCAGGUCGUGUCCUCCGGACUCUAACCAGCGGUGAAAUCUUUGGAGAACUGGCGAUCCUUUACAACUGCAAACGAACCGCCACAGUCAAAGCAAAGACACAAGUGCGUCUGUGGUGCAUGGAGAGACAGAACUACAGGACCAUCAUCACCAACAAAUCCAAGAAGAAACGGGAGGAGCUUAUGGGCUUCCUGAAGACGUCUCGCACUCUGAAGGACCUGAAUGAUGUCCAGUUGUCCAAAAUCAUCGACUCAAUGGAAGAGGUGAAGUACCAGGACAAAGAUGUUAUCGUUCGAGAGGGAGCGGAAGGAAACACGUUCUACAUUAUCCUCAAAGGCGAGGUCCUGGUGACUAAGAACGUGAACGGACAUCAGAAGCAGAUUCGGAGGAUGGGGAAAGGGGAGCAUUUCGGGGAACAGGCCCUCAUACGUGAAGUGUUGAGAACAGCCACCUGCGCAGCUGAGGGCCCCGUGACCUGCUUCUCCAUCGACAAGGAGGUGUUUGAAGAGACAAUCCCAGUGGAGCAGUUGGAGUUGUUUGAUGACUCCAAGAUGCUCCAGGAGGCCAAAGAUCCUGCAAAGUCCAGUCCCAGCUCCACCCUGAGGUUUAAGGACCUGGUUCCUGUCCUGUACCAGGAGGGCCGGUAUCAAGGAGAUCCGGUCACCCUCGGAGUAGGAGGCUUCGGACGCGUUGAGCUGAUGACCGAGUUGAAUUAUGGGAAGUACUACGCCAUAAAGAGGGUGAGUAAGAAGCACAUAGUUGCCAAGAGGCAGGAGGAGCACAUGCUGUUUGAGAAGAAGAUCCUUAAAGCCCUCCAGUGCGACUUCAUUGUCAGACUUCACGCAGCCUUUAAGGACACACGUUACAUCUAUAUGGUGAUGGAGUUCUGCGGGGGCGGCGAGAUCUGGACCAAACUUAAAGAAGUUGGGCGUUUUGACGAGCAGAUCGCCAUCUUUUGCACCUCCUGCGUGGUGGAGGCCUACGCCUACCUCCACAAGAAAAGCAUCAUGUACCGAGACCUGAAGCCAGAGAACCUGAUGUUGGACGUGCGUGGCUACGUCAAACUGGUGGACUUUGGUUUUGCCAAAGAGUUGGUGCGUGGAGAGAAGACGUACUCAUUUGUUGGUACUCCUGAAUACAUGGCGCCGGAGAUCAUCAAGAACCAGGGACAUGACUUCGCUGUUGACUUUUGGUCGCUUGGCAUCCUCAUCUAUGAGCUCCUGGUGGGAAGCCCUCCCUUUUCGAGCUCGGAGCCUCAGAAGAUUUACUCCAAGAUUCUGGAUGGCGUGCUGAGUUAUCCUCCAUACUUAAGUGAAGCAGCCAAGUCCAUUAUUAGCAAGCUGUGCAGACCCCGGCCAGGCCAGAGGUUAGGAAACACUAAGAAUGGCAUCAAAGAUGUCCGAAGUCACAGGUGGUUUGGUAACAUGAACUGGCACAAGCUGCGUAUGGCUCAGCUGGACGCUCCCACGCUCCGCCUCAUACGCAAGGCGAGUCAAUCCCUUCCACCUCACCUUGACGCCUUAUUUAUGCUCUGCGAGUGGACCCAUGUUUUCUUUCUCCCUCCCACUUUAGGGCCCCUGCUACAUCAAUUUUGACCGCUUCCCUCAAGACCAGACCAAGGCAGACGAGGAGUUGUCCGGUUGGGACCGUGACUUCUAAGCCGUAUGACGCUGCCCAAAAAACAAACAAACUGAAUUAUUGAAGUACAGCAUCCAAAACAAGAUGAUAAAACACCACGGUGCUGAAAGAAAACUUGGGAAAACCCAACUUGCAUUCUCAAAGGGUUUUUUUUUUUUAGGCCAACCAAUGACUUUCAUGUUGACAAUUUUCAUGAUAAUCCACCCCAGUCACCAGCUCGAAAUAAAAAACAAUUCCAACCAAAAAACAUGAAAACAUUUGCGAGCUUAUAUUAGCAUUGGUAGUUGGAAAAUAACAGAUUAAACCUAAAAAAAAAUAUCUCUAUUUCAACUGAAAAUAUGAUACACUGUCAUUUUUAUUGUUGCAAUGCAAUUAUCCUAGGACUAAUUUAGCCAGGAGGUACAGUCUAUAUCAGGGGUCCCAAAACUUUUUGACUCGGCGG
Messenger RNA from Nerophis ophidion (straightnose pipefish), 3153 nucleotides. RefSeq names its product protein kinase cGMP-dependent 3 (gene prkg3). The transcript is spliced from 24 exons. Lineage: Eukaryota; Metazoa; Chordata; Actinopteri; Syngnathiformes; Syngnathidae. Bases 620 to 2668 code for a protein of 682 amino acids. Gene Ontology annotation, molecular function: ATP binding; cGMP-dependent protein kinase activity. Gene Ontology annotation, biological process: protein phosphorylation. The record is from RefSeq and is a predicted model, not a curated record.